Debaryomyces hansenii CBS767 is the source of this 2388-nucleotide messenger RNA. RefSeq lists its product as uncharacterized. The transcript has a single exon. Bases 1 to 2388 code for a protein of 795 amino acids. The record is from RefSeq and is a predicted model, not a curated record. NCBI's taxonomy places the organism in Eukaryota, Fungi, Ascomycota, Pichiomycetes, Serinales, Debaryomycetaceae. Gene Ontology annotation, cellular component: mitochondrial membrane.
AUGCUAGAUAUUUCAAACUCAGACUUCGAUGUCAACAUUCUUGACGGGGCCUUAGAAAAUCCCACCAUCCCUUUGACAUUUCCGUUACCUACCGACAAAGAUACGUACGUGGAAUUGGAAGGUAAUGAGAAACUAAGCAAGAGUUUCGGAUUCCUAAAUAACUUCUUUCACUUUUUCACAGGGACCAAGUUCGAUGACAUUUACAAGAACAAUGAAUAUCAUUAUUCGAUCAAUAAAUACACUCCUCAAUUCAACAAGAAGAUGAACGACCACAUGAACGAGAUGUUAACUACGAAAGAUCCAAAAUUGAACGAGUUGGUAUAUUCAUUGAUAGACCAAGAGUUGAAAUUGAAUCUUAUCAAGGCCAAAGACCUUCCCACUAGGUUUAAAGAGGUUAAGGAAUUCAUGAUCAAGUAUUACCAGUUGGAAAACUCGAAGACAAUGCCAAGUUUCAAGUCUCAUAAUUUCCUUAGAGUCUGCUAUGUCACAAUUAUGUCUAUUAUGCGUAAGAUGUUUCCAAAGGGGAUCUGGUGUAACAAGACGCAAAUGAGUGAGUUAUAUGCGAAAUACUUAAAGGAUCCUAUGUCUAUCAUUUUUUUCCCCAAUCAUCAAUCACAUGUCGAUUACAUUAUUCUUCAUUUGGUAUGCGUUAGAUUUCAGUUCUCUACACCUACUGUUAUUGCUGGCGAAAAUUUGAAUGUGGCUAUCUUUGGGACGUUUUUAAGAAAUUUGGGGGCUAUUUUUAUAAAGAGAUCCUUCAAUAAUGAAUUGUACACGGAAAGAAAUUUGACGAAUUUGAUCGAAUUCAUAUUGUUGAACAAAAUAAAUUUUGAGGUGUUUAUUGAAGGUACAAGAUCCAGAGAUGGGAAGUUAUUAUUGCCAAAAUACGGUAUCUUGAAGUAUUUAUGCAGCAUAUACCUAACACAGAGAGAAGUGGAAAAAAAUAAAAAUUUUGAUAUGCUUUUCCAGCCAAUUUCUAUUACAUAUGAGAGAAUCUAUGAGGCAGAUGGAUACUUAGACGAGUUGCUUGGUAGUGACAAGAAGCAAGAAAGUAUGACGAACAUUCUUAAGAAUGGUGUGAGCUCCUUAUUUUCGAAUCCAGAAAAUGAUUUCAAAAACUUCCCUAGUACGAAACAGCACAGGGAGGGGAAUUACGACAACUCCACCAGAAAGUUGAACGGGAAGAUAUUUGUUAAAUUGGGCGAUUCAUUCACUUUAUCCAGUUUCAUUGAGGAAGACAAAGAUGAUGAAGCUCAUUUAGUCGAGUCUAUGGUCGAAAUACCCGAUUCACCCGUUAAUUUGAAAAAAUUAGGAUUCAAAAUUUUACAUGAAAUCAACAGGGUUGCAUAUUUACCUGAGAUCGCAAUUAUAGGUACGGCCCUCCAGGCUUAUCAUUAUUUACAUGGAAGUACUGAGUUUCCAAUCAAUGACUUAGUUUCUUCUAUGAGAUUGAUUAUCGAGGUAUUGAAAAGACAGGAAGAACUCGACAAUAUCAAUACGAAUGUGAAAUUAUUAGAGGGCUUACUCAAGAGCUCCGAUGAUGAACUCGCCACUAUGAUUAAGGACCAAGUUCCCCAAUUCUUCCGCUUCAUCAAAAUCAACUUCAACAAGAACACUAUCAAAAUUGAAAAUGCCGUUGAGUUGUUGUUCUACAAGAAUCUCACGAUUCACCUUGUUAUCCACAAGAGCUUAGUGUGUUUUAUAAUUGCACUGCUUGGCCAGGCCAAUCCAAAUAUUGCGACUGAUGCCUAUAUACGAUCGCUAUAUUACAUAUUCACUGGGUUUUUGAAAAACGAGUUUUUAUUUGACUACGACUACAACAAAUCCAACGACUUAUCCAAUAUCUUGAGCGAAUUGGUGCAAUGUGGGACGAUCAAUCGCACCUCCACUCACUACGAAAUCGUGGACCACAAACAUAUGAGCAUUUUUGCCGAAGUGGUUAAGCCUUUUAUCGAAUCGUACAUGAUAUGUAUCAACGCCAUCAACAUCAUUGAUAACCAGGUUAAGAAGAAACUGACUCAUAUCACCGACGAGCAAUUGAUCAAUGACGAUCUUAUUAGCAAAGACUUCCCCACCACCAAGUCGCUCUUGCGAAUCAUCCAGUCAUCGAAGUUUCAACAAAAGCACAUGGAAUCCAUCAACAAACAGUACUUGUUGUCGUGUCUCUUCUAUCUCGACAAUCUCCAACUCAUUCGCAUCUUCAAGAACAAGGCCAAAACCAGGGCGUUUGUGGUGACGCAGAGACUGAAGGACUUGCGGUUUAUUCUCCGUCUUCUUGACACGUUGCUCAACAACCCAACCGACGAAGUUUUGAACGAUACCAACUUGCUCUAUAUGACAGACAUUAUUGACAAGACGUUUGAACGUAGUCUCAAAGCUAAGCUCUAA